CAAGACCAGGAACUGGAAGUUGAAUUGAAUAGAAGAUAAUAAAGGAAAGCAAAGCAAAAGAUGAUGAACAUGAGCAUGAGCACCACGGCCACAGAAGUGCCUCCGUUGUCAGUGCUUCGACGCUCAGUCCCCAAGGCCACCAUAAAAGCGGUGAGAUGCUCCAUUGGCAACCACCCCUCCACCGUCCGCAUCUCCGGCCUCGACACCGGAGGCUCCGGCCCCGUCGACACGGUGGUGGUGGGAGGUGGCAUUAGCGGACUGUGCAUCGCUCAGGCCCUGGCCACCAAGCACGCGCACGCGGCCCCUAACGUCAUCGUGACGGAGGCUAGAGAUCGAGUGGGAGGCAACAUCACGACGGUCCAAGGGGACGGGUAUCUUUGGGAAGAGGGUCCCAAUAGCUUCCAGCCGUCCGAUGCGAUGCUCAGCAUGAUAGUUGAUAGUGGUUUAAAGGAUGAUCUAGUUCUGGGAGAUCCUAAUGCACCUCGUUUUGUGCUGUGGGGUGGAAGGCUGAGGCCUGUUCCCUCUAAACCUGGCGACCUUCCAUUCUUCGAUUUGAUGAGCUUCGGCGGAAAACUCAGGGCUGGCUUUGGCGCCCUCGGUCUUCGUCCUCCUCCUCCAGGUCACGAGGAAUCCGUUGAAGAGUUUGUCCGCCGUAAUCUGGGCAACGAGGUUUUUGAACGCUUGAUUGAGCCUUUUUGCUCAGGUGUUUAUGCGGGUGAUCCUUCGAAAUUAAGUAUGAAAGCAGCGUUUGGAAAGGUUUGGAACCUAGAGCAAAAUGGAGGUAGUAUUAUUGGUGGCACUUUUAAAGCAAUCCAGGAGAGAAAUCGAGCUCCCAAACCACCUCGAGAUCCGCGUCUACCAAAACCGAAGGGCCAAACAGUUGGAUCUUUUAGGAAGGGACUUACUAUGUUGCCAGAUGCAAUUUCUGCGAGGUUGGGUAGCAAAGUGAAAGUAUCUUGGAAGCUUUCUAGUAUUAGUAAGUUGGAUAGUGGAGAGUAUAAUCUGACAUAUGAAACACCAGAAGGCUUGGUUUCUCUACUGAGUAAAAGUGUUGUCAUGACUGUUCCUUCUCAUGCUGCGAGUACUUUAUUGCGCCCUCUAUCUACUGCAGCUGCAGAUUCACUAUCAAAAUUUUACUACCCACCUGUUGCUGCAGUGUCUAUUUCAUAUCCAAAAGAUGCGAUUAGGUCAGAAUGUUUGAUAGAUGGGGAACUCAAGGGUUUUGGCCAACUGCAUCCACGCAGUCAGGGAGUGGAAACUUUAGGAACUAUAUACAGCUCAUCACUUUUUCCUAAUCGAGCACCUAGUGGAAGGGUACUGCUUUUAAAUUACAUUGGAGGGGCCACCAAUCCUGGGAUUUUGUCCAAGUCAAAGGAUGAACUCAUUGAAGCUGUGGAUCGAGAUUUGAGAAAAAUUCUCAUUAAGCCUAACGCGAAAGAACCAUAUGCACUGGGUGUGAGAGUGUGGCCACAAGCGAUUCCACAAUUCUUGAUUGGUCAUCUUGAUGUCCUUGAUGCUGCAAAAGCUGCUCUCAGCGAUACUGGGUUGAAAGGUCUAUUUUUGGGCGGCAACUAUGUAUCAGGUGUAGCCUUGGGUCGAUGUGUUGAGGGUGCUUAUGAAAUUGCUGCCGAGGUGGCUGAUUUUCUAUUACAGUAUGCACGUAAAUAGUAUCAGAUAAAGUUAUUCCUUGUUUUAGGUAUUAUGUUGUUCAGGAUGUUAUUUGUUAUUAUUCGGGCUAUGUUGUGAAUAAUUGUUCUAGUUCCAAUUGAAACUUGUCACUUUAUGAUUAAUGCCUCCCCUGGAAAACAAGAAGGCAGAUUAGUUUAGAUCGGGUAUGUAUACCCUAAAUGCUGAAAUUGAGCAUCCAUUGUUAGCGUUUGCACGAUGAGACAUAAGUUGAUAAUGACUUAAUGAGCUGCUUUGUUUUGUUUA
Molecule: messenger RNA, 1932 nt
Organism: Ziziphus jujuba (common jujube)
Lineage: Eukaryota; Viridiplantae; Streptophyta; Magnoliopsida; Rosales; Rhamnaceae
Product: protoporphyrinogen oxidase 1, chloroplastic
Exons: 8
Coding region: 61-1668 (535 amino acids)
Biological process (GO): porphyrin-containing compound biosynthetic process
Molecular function (GO): protoporphyrinogen oxidase activity, oxygen as acceptor
Source: RefSeq, a predicted model, not a curated record